Aureobasidium subglaciale EXF-2481 is the source of this 348-nucleotide messenger RNA. RefSeq lists its product as uncharacterized. The record is from RefSeq and is a predicted model, not a curated record. The coding region runs from base 1 to 348 and encodes 115 amino acids. Lineage: Eukaryota; Fungi; Ascomycota; Dothideomycetes; Dothideales; Saccotheciaceae. The transcript has a single exon.
AUGGCCACACCCACCAAAACCUUCACCCUCACCACCUCCUCACAGUCCAUCCACAUCUCAAAGGUCGCUCUGGCCAUAAUCAUUACAUUCAGUCUGGUCAGCCUGGUUGCUCUCACCAUCGCCUUGUGGAUUUUAUUCCGCUUCACCUGUUCACGUCGAGGAAGAAGGGCGGGCUACGCAAUCAAGGAUGGAAGGAACGAGCACACGCAAUGGUGGAAGCAUGCCAAUCCUCCUGCCGACUCGAACAACUCGUCAGAGAUGUCGUAUGUAGGCAUCAUACCCGCUCCCGAGUUGCUUCCCGAAGACGGCAAGAGGAGAAGUCGACACUUUGGGGAAAAGAGUGUUUAA